Messenger RNA from Oppiella nova, 693 nucleotides. The record is from the annotation of a GenBank genome assembly. NCBI's taxonomy places the organism in Eukaryota, Metazoa, Arthropoda, Arachnida, Sarcoptiformes, Oppiidae.
AAGUUCUCCGAAGCCAUAGACCUGUUCAGCCAAGCGCUCAGCCAUAACCCAAACGACUACCGAUUUUACGUGAACCGUAGCUACUGUUACGAUAGUAUACAGGACUUCCGGAGUGCCCUCAAAGAUGCCGAUACGGCCAUCAGUUUGCGACCCGAUUGGCCGAAGUGUCACUACAGGCGCGGCAAGGCGUUGGCCGGCCUUAAGAACUAUCAGGAGUCGGAGCUGUCGUUGAAAAAGGUGUUGACUCUGGAGAAGGACUGCGACGAAGCGCUGAGCGAGUUAUGGCACGUGAGGUACGGCGCGAUUGUGGGCAUGGGCUACGACACGACCACCGCUAACCUAUACUCCUCUCAAUACGACUCGAUUAAGGAGGCGCUGAGCGCGCUGUCCAUCAAAGGCGAAGAGCAAAAGCUGAUUAGUCGACGAAUAUCUGCCGAUAUAUGGAAUCAAAAAAGCGGUUUCGCCGACAAAAAGGAUAGUUUUACGGACGACGACAUCUAUAUAUCCGAUGACGAGUACAACGCCGUCCGAGAAGCGAGUUUUGAGGAGACGUCGCCGACAAACCCUUUUGGAUGGAAAGCCCUUUGGGUGGGAAACGUGGCGCUGACGGCCAACUUGGAGACCGUGACGGCGCUGUUCCGCAAGUUCGGUGCCCUUAACUACUGUAAUAUCUUUAAAGGCAAUAAUGGCGGC